This is a messenger RNA of Ochotona princeps (American pika), 2075 nucleotides long. RefSeq names its product synaptotagmin 5 (gene SYT5). Gene Ontology annotation, biological process: regulation of calcium ion-dependent exocytosis; regulation of dopamine secretion; cellular response to calcium ion. Gene Ontology annotation, molecular function: syntaxin binding; calcium-dependent phospholipid binding; calcium ion binding. The transcript has 8 exons. The coding region runs from base 670 to 1830 and encodes 386 amino acids. The record is from RefSeq and is a predicted model, not a curated record. NCBI's taxonomy places the organism in Eukaryota, Metazoa, Chordata, Mammalia, Lagomorpha, Ochotonidae. Gene Ontology annotation, cellular component: synaptic vesicle membrane; dense core granule; axon.
AGCAGGUGUGAGGACCGGUCAGGCAGGAGGGUCCCACCUGCUGCGAUGGGCGCGGCGGGGUGCCGAGCAGCGGGCAGCCCACACGUCCCCAGCCCGAAGCAAAGGCGUGACGACCGUAGGCAGCCCCCCUCCCUCUGCUGGCUGACCCCACGAUCCUGGCCCGGGGUCCCAGGCACCCACCCACCCGGCUGGAGCAAACCUGCCCCACCCGGCUCCCCAGAGUGUGCGUCAGCCCGGCCCCGUCGUCCUGGUAACAGGGCGUUGCCCGGCAACCAGCCUGCCUUCCACCCUACCCCCUACCGGCGGUUGCUCUGGGCGACGCAGGUUCCCUUGUUGGCCCUCGCCCACUUGCAGUCCAGGCCGUUGGGCCUGGGGGCGGGAGAGGGAAGCGAGGAAGGAAGUCGGAGAAAUACCGGGGGUGCCCAGGAGGGCGGGAGUGGAUGCAGCUAGAUCCUGGAAUCUCCACAAAGGGCGCGCCCGCCUGUUGCGAGGAGGCUGGGACUACAAUUCCCGGCAUGGCUCGCGGCUAUUGGCCAGCUAGUGUGCGGUGGUGGCUUGAGCAGCAGCCUCAUGGGAGUUGUAGUCCUUUCUUGUGAGGAUGCUUGCGGUGGGAGUGGGCGGGCGCAAGCACUUGGGUAUCUACAGGAAGGACCGUAGGACCCCAGAGCCAUGUUUCCUGAGCCCCCAACUCAAGGGUCACCAGUAUCCGAUGCGCCUCCAGAUUCCAGCCGCCUCAGCCAUGGUCCAGUGCCUCCCUGGGCCCUGGCCACCCUCCUGCUGCUCUCUGGCCUCCUCCUCUCCAGCUGCUGCUUCUGUCUGUACCGGAAGCGAUGUCGCAGGCGGAUGGGCAAGAAGAGCCCAGCCCAAGCCCAGGUCCACUUCCAGGAAGUGAAGGAGCUGGGGCGGAGUUACAUAGACAAGGUGCAGCCGGAAGUGGAAGACCUGGAGCCAGCAGCACCCUGUGCGGGGCAGCAGGCAGCGGAGAAACACACGUUGGGACGGCUGCAGUAUUCCCUGGAUUAUGACUUCCAGAGUGGCCAGCUGCUUGUGGGCAUCCUGCGGGCAGAAGGCCUGGCAGCCUUGGACCUGGGUGGCUCGUCCGACCCCUACGUGCAGGUGUACCUGCUGCCAGACAAGCGGAGGCGGCAUGAGACCAAGGUGCAUCGGCAAACACUGAGCCCUCGCUUUGAGGAGACCUUUGCCUUCAAGAUUCCUUAUGUGGAGCUGGGGGGCAGGGUGCUGGUCAUGGCAGUGUACGACUUUGACCGCUUCUCGCGCAAUGACGCCAUCGGUGAGGUGCGGGUCCCCAUGAGCUCUGUGGACUUGGGGCGGCCGGUGCAGGCGUGGCAGGAGCUGCAGAUGGCUCCGCGGGAGGAGCCAGAGAAACUAGGGGACAUCUGCUUUUCCCUCCGCUAUGUCCCCACGGCUGGGAAGCUCACCGUCGUCGUCCUGGAAGCGAAGAACCUGAAGAAGAUGGACGUGGGUGGGCUCUCAGAUCCCUACGUCAAGGUGCACCUGCUGCAGGGCGGCAAAAAGGUGCGCAAGAAGAAGACCACCAUCAAGAAGAACACGCUGAGCCCCUACUACAACGAGGCCUUCAGCUUCGAGGUGCCCUGUGACCAGGUGCAGAAGGUCCAAGUGGAGCUGACCGUGCUGGACUACGACAAGCUGGGCAAGAACGAGGCCAUCGGGAGGGUAGCGGUGGGCGCGGCAGCGGGCGGCGUGGGCCUGCGGCACUGGGCUGACAUGCUGGCCAACCCGCGGCGGCCCGUCGCCCAGUGGCACUCGCUGCGGCCCCCUGACCGCGCGCGGCACCCUUCGGCACCCUGACCGCCUCACCAAGGCCACCCCUCUGCCCCAACCCCCUCACCAGGGGCCCCACCAGCCCUGCCUCCGCACCACUGCCCACGCCCCUCUGGCUGCGCCCCACUACACCCCUGGGGCGUCUCCUGCUGUGACAAUCAGCCCUGCUCUUCCUGCACCUGCUCCACCUGCUCCAGAGGCCCAAUACUCAGCAUCUCCCACUGGUUGGUAGGCUAGGAGUGGGGAGCCUCAGCACCCCCUCGUCUCUCCAC